AAAAGCUUACACCCCCAACAAUGGCAGUGACCUCUCUUUCUCCUCUAUUAACCUCUCAAACCUUAAAUCCUCUAGCAAACAAAGCCCUACCCAAAUCCAAUGACUCUCCAACUACUACUUUUAAAAAUUGCAAAAACCUGAUUCAACUCAGAAAACUGCACUCUCGAAUCACCAAGCAAGGACUGAUUAACCAUCCCUCUACCAUAACGAAGCUUAUAUCCACAUGUACUGAAAUGGGGACUUUUGAUAGCUUAGUUUACGCUAAAAACAUCUUAAAUCAGUUUUUACAGGAUAAUCAGAAUGGUGCUGCUUUAUAUAUGUACAAUUCAUUGAUUAGAGGUUACUCUUCCAUUGGUCUUGGUAAUGAAGCUGUCUGGGUUUAUCUGGAAAUGCUGAGUCUGGCCAUUUUACCUGAUAAAUAUACAUUCCCCUUCUUAUUAAGUGCGUGCACAAAGGUUUCAGCGUGUGCCGAGGGUUUUCAGGUUCAUGGGUCGAUUAUAAAAAUGGGUUUUCAAGGGGAUGUGUUUAUAUUAAAUUCUUUGAUUCAUUUCUACGCAGAAUGUGGGGAGAUUGUGUUGGCACGCAAGGUGUUCGAUGAAAUGACUGUGAGGAAUGUUGUAUCUUGGACCAGUUUGAUUUGCGGCUAUGCAAUGUGCUUUGCUAAGGAAGCUGUUGAAUUGUUUUUCGAGAUGGUGGAGGAACGUACUAUGCCGAAUUCAGUUACGAUGGUUUGUGUAAUUUCCGCCUGUGCAAAGUUGAAGAAUCUUGAAUUGGGCGAGAGAGUGUGUGAAUAUAUUAGUAAGUUGGGAGUGAAAAUCAAUACUUUAAUGGUGAAUUCCCUUGUUGAUAUGUAUAUGAAAUGCGGUGAUUUUGAAACUGCGAAACGGCUGUUCGACGAAUCUGAAGAGAAAAACUUGGUUCUUUGCAACACAAUAAUGUCAAAUUAUGUGCAAGAUGGGAGGGAAGCACUUGCUAUCUUAGAUGAAAUGUUAGAGAGGAUGGUGCCUGAUAGGGUUACUAUACUAUCUACAAUCUCAGCAUCUGCGCAAUUAGGCAACAUUUUGUGGGGAAAAUGUUGUCAUGGUUAUGUUUUGAGGAAUGGACUUGAAGGUUGGGAUAGUAUUUCGAAUGCUCUAAUAGACAUGUAUAUGAAGUGUGGUAAACAGGAAGUGGCAUGUGCCGUUUUCUAUCGCAUGGCUAACAAGACCGUUGUGUCGUGGAAUUCGUUAAUUGCAGGUUAUAUUAGAAAUGGCGAUGUUAGUUCAGCCUGGGAUCUCAAUAGUAUGCCAGAGAGUGAUAUUGUGUCUUGGAACACCAUAAUUAGUGCUUUGGUACAAGAGAGCAUGUUAAAAGAAGCCAUUCAACUUUUCCGAACAAUGCAAAAUUGUGGCAUAAAAGCAGAUAGAGUGACCAUGGUGAGUAUUGCAUCUGCCUGCGGAUACCUAGGAGCACUUGAUCUUGCUAAGUGGAUUCAUGCUUACAAAAAGAACAAUAUUCCAUUUGACAUCCGUUUAAGUACAGCUUUAGUCUAUAUGUUUGAGUGUGGUGAUACUUCGACUGCAAUGAAGAUCUUCAAUAAAAUGGGGAAAAAAGAUGUGUCGGCUUGGAGUGCUGCCAUUGGAGCAAUGGCUAUGGAGGGAAACGGCAAUCAAGCUAUUAAGAUUUUCAACAAGAUGCUCAGGCAAGGAGUCAAGCCUGAUGGAGUAGUAUUCGUGGGGUUGUUAACAGCAUGCAGUCAUGGAGGGCUAGUCAAAGAAGGACAAGAUCUUUUCCAGUCAAUGAAGUCGGUCCACAAAAUCUCUCCCCAAAUUGUGCACUAUGGCUGUGUGGUUGAUUUGCUAGGCCGUGCUGGAUUGUUGGAAGAAGCUCUAGAUCUAAUAAAAAACAUGCCGAUGGAGCCUAAUGAUGUAAUUUGGGGGUCUCUAUUAGCUGCAUGCAGGAUGCACAGAAAUGUUGAUAUGGCAGGAUAUGUAGCUGAAAGGAUCAAAGAAUUGGCUUCUGAUAGAACUGGUAUCCAGGUGCUUCUAUCUAACAUAUAUGCCUCUGCUGGGAAAUGGACCGAUGUUGCAAAGGUAAGGUUACAGUUGAAGGAGAAGGGGGCUCGAAAAGUUCCCGGAUCUAGCUCGAUAGAAAUAAAUGGAGAAAUUCACGAGUUCACUUCGGGUGAUGAAUCACAUCCAGAAAUGGUUCACGUAGAACUAAUGCUGGAUGAAAUGCACUGCAGAGUGAAAGCUGCUGGCCAUGCUCCAGAUCUUAGUAAUGUUCUACUUAAUGUUGAUGCAGAGAAAGAAUCUUUACUUGGUAGACAUAGUGAAAAACUAGCAAUGGCGUUUGGGCUAAUCAGUACCAACCAGGGAAUGCCACUUCGGGUCGUUAAGAAUCUCCGAAUCUGCUCUGACUGUCAUUCAUUUGCAAAAUUGGUAUCGAGAACAUAUGACAGAGAGAUCAUAAUCCGAGAUAACAAUAGAUUUCAUUUCUUUCAUAAAGGACUCUGUUCUUGUAAUGAUUAUUGGUGAUACCAACUUGCAACCUUACUGAGUG
Messenger RNA from Hibiscus syriacus, 2541 nucleotides. RefSeq names its product pentatricopeptide repeat-containing protein At3g22690-like. Gene Ontology annotation, biological process: RNA modification. Gene Ontology annotation, molecular function: protein binding; RNA binding; zinc ion binding. NCBI's taxonomy places the organism in Eukaryota, Viridiplantae, Streptophyta, Magnoliopsida, Malvales, Malvaceae. The record is from RefSeq and is a predicted model, not a curated record.